Messenger RNA from Pyricularia oryzae 70-15, 4740 nucleotides. RefSeq names its product leptomycin B resistance protein pmd1. Gene Ontology annotation, biological process: transmembrane transport. NCBI's taxonomy places the organism in Eukaryota, Fungi, Ascomycota, Sordariomycetes, Magnaporthales, Pyriculariaceae. The coding region runs from base 566 to 4543 and encodes 1325 amino acids. Gene Ontology annotation, molecular function: ATP hydrolysis activity; ABC-type transporter activity; ATP binding. The record is from RefSeq and is a predicted model, not a curated record. The transcript is spliced from 6 exons. Gene Ontology annotation, cellular component: membrane.
GCUCCUUUAAGCUCAGCAAACCACGUCGUGGCCAUUUGAAGCAAAACAACCAAGCCACACCAAGAUGGAAGCCUCCAAUAAUUCGUGACCAAUUUUGAAGAUCUUUCAAGAUAAGGAAUCAAAAUCCAUGUCUCCUUGAUUAUAUGGAUUGAGGGGGGAGUUUUCAAGGGUAUUCGUCAUGAACGAAUAACUCGGCGUCCGCGAACAGCGUGCUUCUUGGCUUGCGCAAAAAAAAGACCCGCUUCUUUGAUAUUGUGUGGUCUCCCAAGGCGGCUGGCUGCUAUUUUGCUUGGCUUUCAAGCGUUGGACGCUCUUUGUGAGAACUAAUGUUGCAUUUAUUUUGUCUAGAAUAAAACAUGCAGUGUUUUUUUUUUUUUUUGUCAAGAUAUAACACCUGCCGAAUCCGCCAUCUCCCAGUUUGAUCAGCAUGAUUUGAGCAUCGAGACAAGCUUUUCAUCUAAAGGUUGAGAUUUUUUCGACUCAUAAACAUUUCAACGUCUUCUUUUCUUCCCCGUCCGAAAAAGGUGGCACGUCAAAAAAAACUUGGGAGGAAAUCAUAGACAUCAUGGGUUCCGCGGCCGUAGGGCGCAGCCCCAGCACCGAGAAACCAUCACUCGAAAAGGGCUCGGGGGUUGCAGCAUCCAGUAAGCCUGUAGAGGCUGCCAACAGCAAAGAUGAAGAGCCGGCGGAUGGGGGUUUCAAGAGCUUCGUCAGGAUAUUCACCUUUGCCAGGCCCAUCGACUAUGUCACGCUGUCGGUGGCACUCCUGGGGGCGUUCGUGUCGGGAGCCGCCAUGGCGUUGACGAACCUCGUCCUGGGCCAGUUCGUCAACAUCCUCGGCGACUUCUCCACGGGGGCAUCGUCGCCGGAGCAGUUCCGGGCGGGCGCGGGCGAGUACGCGCUGCGCUUCGUCUACAUUGGAAUCGCCCGCCUGGCCGGCGUCUACCUCUACGCCACGCUGUCGACGUAUGCCGCCUACCACACCACGCGCAACCUCCGCCACGCAUAUCUGCGCGCGGCGCUGUCUCAGGAGGUGGCCUUCUUCGACCGCGGCACCGCCGGGUCCAUCUCGGCGCAGGCCACGUCCAACGGCAAGCUCAUCCAGUCGGGCAUCGCCGAGAAGCUGGGCACGGUCUUCCAGGCGCUGGCCACCUUUGUCGGCGCAUUUAUUAUCGCCUUUGUCGCCAAUUGGAAGCUGACGCUGAUUUUGAUCUGCAUCGCACCGGCUCUGGUCAUUGUUAUGGGCAUCGUGGCCGGCGCGGAUAGCAAGGUCGAGGCCCAGGUGUUGAAGGUGCAGGCCCAAGGGGCAGGUUUCGCAGAGACCAUCCUCUCGAGCGCACGGAAUGUGCACGCCUUUAGCCUUCGUGCUCGUUUGAUGCAUCGGUUCGACGAAUACCUCGAAGAAGCCAACCGGCUAGGCAAUAAGAAGAAUGCCAUUUAUGGCGCCUUUUUCAGCGCCGAGUAUACGAUUGUCUACUUGGGUCUUGCUCUGGCAUUUUGGCAGGGACUGAACUUGGUUGCCAGAGGCGAGGUGCCCAAUGUUGGAGUCGUCUAUACCGUGAUGAUGUGCGUCAUUACGGGUACAAUCUCCAUCACCUCUGUUGCGCCCUCGACAAUAGCUUUCAGCAGGGCCGCCUCGGGAGCCGCCGAGCUCUUUCGCCUUAUCGACCGAACAUCCGAGAUCAACCCCUUUGACAAGUCUGGCGAGAGGCCGACAGAGAUUGAGGGUUCUCUCGAGUUUGACAGCGUGACGUUUGCGUAUCCCACUCGUCCUGGUAUUAAUGUGUUGAAGGACUUUUCCUUGCAAAUUCCGGCUGGCAAAGUAACAGCUUUGGUGGGCAUGAGCGGCUCGGGCAAAUCUACUUGCAUCGGCCUCAUCGAGAGAUGGUACAACCCCACCGCCGGAGCCGUCAAACUCGACGGCCGGCCCAUCAACGAACUCAACCUGAACUGGCUGCGCACAAACGUCCGGUUGGUGCAGCAAGAACCUGUGCUUUUCAACGGAACAGUCUUUGAGAACAUUGCGAACGGACUGGUAGGAACCCCAUUGGAAAAGGCAUCACCGGCAGAGCAAAAGGAAAGCAUCGAGAGGGCUGCAGCGACAGCGUUUGCACACGAUUUCAUCAUGACCCUGCCAGAGGGCUACCAGACGCGCAUCGGAGAGCGUGGUGGACUUCUCUCGGGUGGCCAGAAACAGAGGAUUGCGAUUGCUAGGAGCAUCGUCUCGGACCCGAGGAUCCUGCUGCUCGACGAAGCGACGAGCGCCCUCGACCCCCACGCCGAAGGCAUAGUGCAGCAGGCGCUCGACAACGCAUCGCGCGAGCGCACCACCGUGGUCAUCGCCCACAAGCUCGCAACCAUCCGCGGCGCGGACAACAUCGUGGUUAUGGCCAAGGGGGAGAUAGUGGAGCAGGGCACGCACGACGAGUUGCUGGCCCGCGGCGAGGCCGGCGCCUAUUUCCGCAUGGUGCAGGCGCAGAGGCUCUCCAAGAUGUCGGCCGCGGCCGAGGGCGACGACGACGGCGUGGAGGGCGGCGCUGCGAAAUCGGUCGACAGCUCCGACGACGAAGGCAACAAGCGAGGUGUUGGCGUCGAGGGCGAUGCCGCCAUGGACGAUGUGGCGCAGAUGCAGUCCGUCGUCAGGUACAAGACUGCCGAGCGCGAGCACGUCGCAGCCUUGCAGAACCGCGAGAACUUUGAGCUGUACCCGCGCUCUGGCUUUGUCCACACGGUCAUCAAGCUGAUCGCCGACAGCCCGGAGCUCAAGUGGGUGUACGCCGUGGUGCUCAUCACAUGCGUCACUGGAGGUGCUCUCAUCAUUGUCCAAGCCGUCAUCCUGUCCCUGACACUCGAUGUAUUCAACGCCCCUGACCUGACGGCUGUUCUACCUCGCGGAAACUUCCUCGCCUCCAUGUUUGUCGUCAUUGCCGCGGCGAGUUUCAUGUCGUGGUUCGCAAACGGCUGGGCCACAAACAUCAUGGCCCAGACCCUCAGCCGCAAGGUCAGGCGCACACUGCUCAACGGCUACCUGCGACAGGAUCUGCAGUUUUUCGACCGGGACGAAAACACCGUGGGGGCCCUGACGGCACGGCUCGACUCGCACCCGCAAUCCGUCCUCGAGCUCAUGGGGUUCAACCUAGGGAUUAUGCUGAGCGCCAUAGUCAGCAUUGUCGGCUCGUCGAUCCUGGCCAUCGCGGUUUCGUGGAAGCUGGGCCUGGUGGGCGUGUUUGCUGGCCUUCCGCCGCUGCUGGUGGCGGGCUGGCUGCGCAUCCGGCUCGAGACCAAGAUGGACAACAAGGCCGACGCCAGGUUUUCCAACAGCGCGUCGCUGGCUUCCGAGUCCAUCAUGGCCAUACGCACCAUCUCGUCCCUCGCGACGGAGGAAUCGGUGCUCCAAAAGUACACGGCCGAGCUGGACAGGGCGAGCUCGUCGUUGAAGAGGCCAUUGUUUGUCAUGAUGAUUUGGUUUGCGUUUACGCAAGCGGCAGAGUAUUUUGUGCUGGCCCUUGGCUUUUGGUAUGGCGCCCGCCUCAUGUCCUUUGGCGAGGCGACAUUCUACGAAUUCUUCGUUGCCUUUAUUGGAGUAUUCUUUGCCGGUCAGCAAGCCAGCAUUUUGUUUACCUUCUCCAGCAGUUUCACCAAAGCUCUACACGCAGCCAACUACUACUUUUGGAUCAAGAGCCUCGACCCGACGAUCCGUGAAACAGACCAAAACCGCAACAAGGGACCAAGGGACAAUGUCGGCUCGAUCGAACUCGACCAGGUCAGGUUCGCCUACCCACUCAGGCCAGACGCCCAAGUCCUCCGAGGCGUCUCGCUACAGGUAAAACCAGGUUCCUUUGUCGCCCUCGUCGGCGCGUCCGGCUGCGGCAAAUCUACAGCCAUGGCCCUGCUGGAGAGGUUCUACGACCCGUCCAAGGGCAGGAUCAUCAUCGACGGCGCGGACGAGCUGUGCGACCUCAACCCGCGACUCUACCGCCAACACGUCUCGCUGGUGCAGCAAGAACCCACACUGUACCCGGGCUCGAUCCGCGACAACGUGGCCUACGGCGUCGACGUGGCCGACGACCAGGCAGCGCAGUUUGGCAAGCAGCACGGCGGCGCCGAGGCCGUGGCGGACGAACAGAUCGAGGCGGCGCUGCGGGCGGCCAACGCGUGGGACUUUGUGUGCUCGCUGCCCGAGGGCACGGCGACGGGGUGCGGCACGUCGGGCAGCCAGCUGUCGGGCGGGCAGCGGCAACGCAUCGCCAUCGCGCGAGCGCUCGUCCGCGACCCGCGCGUGCUGCUGCUGGACGAGGCCACCAGCGCCCUCGACACCGAGUCGGAAAAGGUGGUGCAGGCCGCCCUGGCCGAGGCGGCGCGCGCCGGCGGCCGCAUCACCGUCGCCGUCGCCCACCGCCUCUCCACCGUGCGGGACGCCGAUCUGAUUUGCGUGUUUUACGCCGGCAGGAUCGCCGAGGCCGGCACGCACGAGGAGCUGCUGGGGAUGGGAGGGCUGUAUAGCAAGAUGUGUGAGGCGCAGAGCCUUGAUCGGAAGGCUUGAAACUAUGGUGGGGGGUUGUCUUUCUUUUGUUUCUAGAGGGGCCUGUACAUACUCUUUUGGGAUACAUUUUUUGUACAUAAUAUCUGGGGAGUCUAGACUAGAUGCUGUAAAUAUCGCAGUUAUACAAGGCGUGGCCAUUAUUGGCAUUGGCGAGCUUUCAAUAGAUGUUUUGUAGAAUAUCACACAUACCUACUCAC